UUGCCAUGAGAAACCAGAGCUCAGAGUUCACAUACUGGCCAAUCCACCUUCCCACUACUCACUUUGACUCCAAAGUGACUGCUAUGGCUUUAGUGCAUAUGUCUGCUUCUGAGUAAAGUUUGUUUAUAGGUUUGCUGGUGACCUGCUAACUUGCUAACAACAUUAUUAAACAGAUGUAAAUUUCAGGGUUGUUUUUACAAAGGUCUAGUGGAGAUAUGAACCUUCCUAAGAUCAAGAUCUUGCUGGCAUGGAUUCUCAGUGCAUUUGCCGGCCCAGUAUUCUGCUCAGAAGAUGAGACUCGUCUGGUGAAAACCCUGUUUACUGGUUACAACAAAGUGGUCCGUCCCGUUAACCACUUCAGUGAAGCCGUAGUAGUCACAGUGGGACUGCAGCUAAUACAGCUUAUCAGUGUGGAUGAAGUUAACCAGAUUGUGACCAGUAAUGUCCGGCUAAGACAGCAAUGGAUAGAUGUGAACCUGAAGUGGAAUCCAGACGAUUACGGAGGCAUCAAAAAGAUCAGAGUCCCUUCAACCGACAUAUGGAAACCUGACCUGGUCCUAUACAACAAUGCUGAUGGUGACUUUGCCAUCAUCCAUGAAACAAAAGUCCUGCUGGAGAGCACUGGACAGAUAACAUGGAAUCCUCCGGCCAUUUUUAAGAGCUACUGUGAGAUUAUUGUACUCCAUUUCCCGUUCGACCUGCAGAACUGUAGCAUGAAACUGGGAACCUGGACAUAUGAUGGACUGCUGGUCGUCAUCAACCCAGACAACGAUCGUCCAGACCUCAGUAACUUCAUGGAAUCGGGAGAGUGGGUGUUGAAGGACUACAGGAGCUGGAAACACUGGGUUUAUUACACCUGUUGUCCUGACACACCAUACCUGGACAUCACCUACCAUUUCCUGAUGCUGCGGCUGCCUCUUUAUUUUAUUGUCAAUGUCAUCAUUCCCUGUAUGCUGUUUUCAUUUCUCACCGGACUGGUCUUCUACCUACCUACUGACUCUGGUGAAAAAAUGACUCUCUCCAUCUCUGUCCUGCUGUCUCUGACUGUCUUCCUGCUGGUUAUUGUGGAGCUGAUCCCCUCCACCUCCAGUGCUGUUCCUCUCAUAGGGAAAUACAUGCUCUUCACAAUGGUGUUUGUCAUCGCCUCCAUCAUCAUCACUGUCAUCGUUAUUAACACGCAUCACCGCUCGCCCAGCACGCACACCAUGCCUGCGUGGAUCCGUAAAGUGUUCAUUGAAACCAUUCCCAACAUGAUGUUCUUCUCAACAAUGAAGCGCCCCAGUCAGGAGAUCCGACAGAAGAGACUGUUCCCUACUGACAUGGACAUCUCUGACAUCUCAGGUAACCCCACCCCCACAAGUGUCACCUACCAGUCUCCCAUCGUUAAAAACCCUGAUGUUCGCAGCGCCAUUGAGGGGGUGAAGUACAUCGCUGAGACCAUGAAAUCGGACGAGGAAUCUAACAAUGCAGCAGAGGAGUGGAAGUUUGUUGCCAUGGUUUUGGACCACAUCCUGCUCUGCGUGUUCAUGGCCGUGUGCAUCAUCGGGACGCUUGCUGUCUUUGCUGGGAGGCUUAUCGAGCUCAACAUGCUGUAGAGGCCUGACCCAUGGAGGAGUACAUUAUGUGUGUUAUCAGAAUAGAUGUCACACUUGGAGUUGCCUGAGAAAAGUUUCCAUCGAUGGACUGGUUCAGGUUGUGUUUGUUCUCUUUCUCUCUCUGUCUCUCAGACAGACAGACACACUUUGAGUUGAUUUUUAAUUGCUGUAAAAUGCUCUCACUCAAAUGCGCGAGUUUGUGUAUUUACUGAAGCUAGAAGGACUGCAGUUAAGGGCAAAUCCAGGAAUCUUAAAGGCACGAGUCUGGUGAUAUAGAUGGGUCAUACUUGAAGCUAUACUUAUCACUAACAAUUUGUCUGUUUUUUGCGUGUUUUUCUACAGUGUUUUAUUGCUGCCAUCACUCUGGUGGGCUCUGAGUGUAAUUUAAUACUCUUAUGAAAAAGCCAUGACAGUAAUAAUAGAUUUCUUUUGUUUUGUUUUUUUUUGUUUGUUUCCUUUUGUUUUUUUGGCAGCUUGAUUUAAGAUCUGAGUCAGACAAUUUUCUUAAACGUUAAAACAGAAAAAACAUUACUUUAACAUGAGAAGAUUUAACUGAGGACUUACCUGAGAAUGGAUACAACAUUAGCAAAUACAUUUACAUUAUAUUGAUAAUAAAAAUUUGAGUGAACAGAACAUUAUCUCUGUGGGUCAGUUGAGGGUUUAGUCACUGUCUGACUUGGAUGUUACACGAGGGAGAAGAGGAUGUGUUGAGCUUGUUCGAGGCAUAACAUAAGGCAUAUAACAGUACUUUUGUUGCAUUUUAUUGCUAGUCAUAUAGACUCUGAAUGAUGACAAUGUCUUGGUCUUUGAGUGCAGGCAAGAUUAUUUCCUGCCUGGAAGUUUUAUUGUUUGGUUUUGCCUGCUACUCAGCCAACCUCUAAAUGUCUCAUUUAUAGUUAUGGGUUAAGGAAAUGUGAAAUGUGGUGUAAAAUUCAGAUCACAGGUGUUGUUUCAGAAAUAGAAAACUACUUCAAAUAUUCAUGGGUUACCGGCAGCAUUUGCUUUGUCAUUGAUGCAUGUAAAUUCCUAACUCUGUUGUACAGUAUGUUUAGGGCUCAUUAGUUUUGAAUAUAUAUUUUUUGAUAAAUUAUUUGAUUUCAAAUCACACUGAAGGACUGUGGUUGAAAAUCAGUUUAACCUGAUCUGCAUAUUUUUCAGCUAAUAUCUGUAGGAACUAAAGACAACAGACAUGAAGUUUGUUGCAGGUAGAGUUACUGGUGAUGUGCUGCUUCUCUAAAUAGCAGCAUAGGUGACUUGACCUGUCUGUGCUGUUAACACUCAAUUUUAGUAAGUUUAGAUCUGUCACUUGUCACUUGUGCAUGGAGAUCCUCCACCAGUUCCCAUACGAGAUAUUAAAAUGGCAAUUCAAAUUAAUUAAGUGAAACAGUAGUUUUACCCUUAAGGGUCAUGGGAUUAAGGCUGAUAAUUGUGUGUUUUUUGCAGCUUUAAUUGUGCCAUAGCAAAUAAAAGAAACUACGACAUAGCAAAGGAAGAUUGUUUAGCAAGAAAUGGAAGUGAAAAUUUCCAUGGCAUUUAAACUUGUCUAUCACUGCUGCCGUGUUGCUGCCUGUGUUUAAAGCAACGAGCUGAAGGCAACUUGAUUUAUUUUGCAGCUGUGGUUUCUUAAGACAAGAGACAAGACCAUCUAAUUCAGUUUAAUUAUACAGUAAAGUUCUGUAAAGUCAUUUUGCACUGACUGUUUGUUGUGUUUUUUUAUAUUUGUAGUUGUGUAGAUAUGGAAUAGAGUGAAAAAUAAAAAUCAUUAAGAUUA
Messenger RNA from Lates calcarifer (barramundi perch), 3366 nucleotides. RefSeq names its product cholinergic receptor, nicotinic, alpha 1 (muscle) (gene chrna1). Bases 216 to 1595 code for a protein of 459 amino acids. NCBI's taxonomy places the organism in Eukaryota, Metazoa, Chordata, Actinopteri, Centropomidae. The record is from RefSeq and is a predicted model, not a curated record. Gene Ontology annotation, molecular function: transmembrane signaling receptor activity; acetylcholine-gated monoatomic cation-selective channel activity. Gene Ontology annotation, cellular component: neuron projection; postsynaptic membrane; synapse. Gene Ontology annotation, biological process: monoatomic ion transmembrane transport; chemical synaptic transmission; nervous system process. The transcript is spliced from 10 exons.